Messenger RNA from Vicia villosa (hairy vetch), 810 nucleotides. RefSeq lists its product as uncharacterized. Bases 63 to 617 code for a protein of 184 amino acids. The transcript has a single exon. NCBI's taxonomy places the organism in Eukaryota, Viridiplantae, Streptophyta, Magnoliopsida, Fabales, Fabaceae. The record is from RefSeq and is a predicted model, not a curated record.
AACAAAAUAUCAAAUUGCAACCCUUUCAAGAAUCGAUCCUUAAAUGUUCUAUAUUCUCUAUUAUGGAAACACAAGUUAAGGUGAAGAUAUUACCAGAGGUGACCCCACCUAAAGAUUCGAAACUUCAAACAUAUUCAUUCAGACCAAGAAUGGAUCACAAAUCCAGAUCUCAUUCUUGUCCAAACAGCCCUUCAUGGAUUCCAAAUGCAGACGAACUUUCCCCACCCUCAACAUAUUUUCGGAACCGUAGUUCCGGACAACAUAUUUCAACAAGAAAUCAUGUCGAGGGUGCGGAAAGUUCGACCCCUCCUAACGAAGAAACAAGAAGAAAUGAUAUUGAAGUAAUGUAUUAUGGAGAACCCACUUCACCAAAAAUAUCAUGCACGGGACAUAUCAAGCGCAAGAAGAAACCGACCAAAGAAGCGAAAGGUGUAGAGGUAGAGAAGCACGAGAGCACGUUUCUAAAGAUGUUGUGUAAUUUGAAGAAAUCAAAAUAUGAGGUGAGAAGGGAAUCCAAUGCAUCUUGUCUCAAGAUUAUAAUUAAGAAUGCUGUUAAGGAAAGAGCGCAUAGAAAUAAAUCUAUGUCUAUGGAAGAGAACAACCAUGGUUUCAAUUAAUAAUUUAAUUAAUCAAUUAUUUGAAUUUCAUGUUAAUUAUGGUCUAUUAUUAUCUAUACGUAAAGUAAAUUACAUCUCUGCCCUCACUAAUUUUUAAUAAAAUUUCUUUUCAAAAUUAAAUUCUAAACUUAUUAAUUUUAUAAAUAAAUGUUCAUUAUUAGAGCAUUAUAUUUUUACUGUUCUAAGUCAGAAA